Messenger RNA from Saccoglossus kowalevskii, 2263 nucleotides. RefSeq lists its product as uncharacterized. NCBI's taxonomy places the organism in Eukaryota, Metazoa, Hemichordata, Enteropneusta, Harrimaniidae. The record is from RefSeq and is a predicted model, not a curated record. Gene Ontology annotation, cellular component: nuclear speck; nucleus. Gene Ontology annotation, biological process: poly(A)+ mRNA export from nucleus. Gene Ontology annotation, molecular function: mRNA binding.
GCGGACAUGUCAUUGGACGAAGUGAUCGCUCGUCGGAAAAUUCAAGGUUCUGGAAGUCGGGGAAGGGGACGAGGUAGGGGCCGUGGUGCUGGCAUGGUACAAACAAAAACUCCAGUUUUAAAUCUGCAAUCUAAUCGAGGACGCAUGUCUACCAGUCAAGGGCACUUAUCAACCAAUAGAGGUCAGUUCAAUGUUCGAACAAAUCUACAAUCAUCUGUACCUGAUGCUAGACAAAAAUUGAUGCAAAAAGCUAGGCUGACCGACGCUAGGGAAAGACUGAACCAAAAGGCUAAAAAAACUGAUGCUAGGAUGAAAUUAAUUGCUAAACGGAGUAAACAGCCUGACAUCAAUGUAGAAGAACAAGAAAUACAAAGUGGACACAUUGACAUGACGACUGGUACGCCAACAAUAACCAUAUCAAAUCCUGAAGCACCAACAGCCACACCUAAAGUAACAAUUAUGAAUCCUAGAGCUCAGUUAAUUACUCUUCACAAUCCUAAAAUUCAUAAUCCAAAUAUGGCUGCCUCAAGAUUGAGUAACAAGGUGCAAUCGACUAAGGGACAACUGAAAAUUACAACUAUCAACGAAAUGGCAAAAAAAAGGAAAGCAGGACCUGUACGGCAUAUCCCAGUUUUGGGUAGAGUCAAGAUGAACAUGCAAGAAGAAGAGUUGGAAGAUGAAGAAAUGGAGGAGGAAUAUGAGUAUGAUAUUGAUGAUGAAGAAGAAAUUGAAGAAGAAUUAGAAGAAGAGAUGACACCUCCGCCACCACCAAAACUAACAAGAAUAUUGAAGAAGCCAGCAGCACCACCAAAACCUAAGGCCAAUGAGUUUCUGCAUGGUAGUGGUGUAAGUCCUUUACAAGGUGCUAGAAUGACAAUAACCAAUCUUCACCCAAGUGUGUCUGGAGAUGAUAUUGAGGAAUUAUUUGGAGCUGUGGGUGCCUUGAAGAAAACACGUCUCUUAAGACCAGGUUCAGCUGAGGUGGUUUUUGUGAAACGAGAAGAUGCUAUGUCUGCAUUUAAAACAUACCAUAACAGAGAAUUGGAUGGCCAGCCAAUGCAGUGUAAAUUAGAUUCACUUGUUUCUCCCACGAUGUCAACAUCAGCAUCAGCAGCACCAUUAGCAACAUCAGGACCAUUACUGUCUUCGCUUCGAAAGAAAGAAUCGGCAGGGAGGAGAGAACCCCCACCUGAGGUAGACCCAACACUGAUCACAAAAGCUUUGUUCAAAACCACUGGCAGUACACCAACCAGACCAGUCACAUUUACUGUCAAGUUGUAACGUUUGUCACCUUCUGCAGUUGACAUGUUAUGUUUGUCGCCCUCUGCAGUUGACAUGCUAUGUUUGUCGCCCUCUACAGUUGACAUGUUAUGUUUGUCAUUCUCAACAGUUGACAUGUUGGAUGUGAAUUGUAUACAUGUACCACUGCCAAUACCAAGUCACUUUUAUGUCAAAAAUAUAGAGAUAACAACAAGAUUCACCAAAUUCAUAUCUGAUAAUAUCAUUCUUGAUUUCUCACUCUAAGCCAAUUAUUGGUUAGAUCCAUAGAGGUACAAUUAUCUAUGUCAAUUAUAUUGUAUCCUGAGAGUGCAAUGAUGACAUCAUUCUUAUGUCUGUCAAUGAAGGCUAAGAUAGCUUCCUAUGUACAAACCAUACUUGUCUUUAAAGGACAAGGAGCUGAUGGUUUCAAACAUUUUUUAUAAUGUAAUACAGAGUCAAAAUGAUCAUUUGGUACCAAAUGAAUACUAAGACCAGGAAAAAAAAUUCUCUGUUUCUUGUUUCAUGAAAACUUUAAAAUGCCGAUUUUUUUUUUUUUUAUUAUUACUGAGCUAAAAUAGGAGGAAUUUGAGACAAAUGCGAGUACAAGCGCAUUUUAGAAUGCUUUAGAAGGAAAAAACGUCCAAGGCGCAAUGAUGCACGUGAAAACGAGAAACAUUUUUUUUUUUCUCAGCCUAAUAGGUUAAAGUGUUUUGGGGGGGGGGGGGUAUACAUAUGAUAACAGUACUUAGACUGCCGUGAGAUUACCAGUAAUGUGUGUUUGAACAAAAAUGCAUUUCUUGCUGCAUACAUGAAUGUUUGCAUAACUAUAGUCUAUGUGGCUUGCCAUAUAACUCUGUAUUUUACUCAUUUGAGCCAUUAAUAUCUAUUUUGUAACAGUUUUAUAUGGAUUUAAAAUAUGUCAUAGAAAGCAGAUUAACACUUGCUAAUACAUAGUUGUGUUCUCUUUGAUAAUCAAACUCAGAUCCAGGCAUACUCUCGCCAU